GCUGUCUGCUACUUAGCCUGCCCCACAGGCAGCCUGCUGUGCCUUCAGAGGAAUUAUUGCCAGAGGGCGACUCAGCCAACACCAAGCCCAGCACCAUCAUGCCUGGCCCGACAACAGGGAAGAAGCUGGAUCUUUCCAAGCUCACAGAUGAGGAGGCCAAGCAUGUGCUGGAAGUUGUCCAGCGAGACUUUGACUUGCGUAAAAAGGAGGAAGACAGACUUGGGGAGCUGAAGACCAAGAUUAAGAAGGAAGACAUCAAGAGAGAGUUGUUAGGUCACCAGUCCAGCCUCACCGAGUCCUAUUGUAUUCGCUGCCUCCAGCCCUUCAAGUUCCUGGUCAACAGUAAGCGUCAAUGCCUUGACUGCCACUCGUACAUCUGCAAGUCCUGCUGUCGCUACAACAAGAAGGAGCAAGGUUCUGUGUGUGAUUCCUGUCACAUGGCCAGGGUCCUCAAAAUUGGCACACUAGAGUGGUAUCAUGAAAAUGUCCGUGCCCGCUUCAAGCGCUUUGGCAGCGCCAAGGUGAUGCGAUCGCUCUUCAAGAGGCUGGGUGAUGAACACAGUUGCUCUCAAAGUGACUUUGGAGCAGAUAGAUAUGAGGAACACUGUAUGGAUGCAACAACUUCACAACUCUACAAAGAGAGGAAAAAGGCCAAAAGGCGACUAAGUGUUGACCCCAUUGAUUUUGAAGUUGGCUGGGACUACCCCGAUUCAAGAGGAGGGUCAUAUCAGCCCCAAGACUCCCAUGACAUCAUGAUGAUGGGUGCUGAGAGGGAGUCGAUGCUCGCUGAAGCUGCCAUGGCCUCAGUUUUCCACCAGAUUACACAGGAGCAACACACAGAUGAUCUUGUGUACACAGACAACCCAACCAUCCCGUCUCGCUCAGUCUCCCAGCUCAGCCACUCCUCCUGUGGCAGUGGGAGUGCAGGGGCUCCCCGGGGCAGCAGCAGCUAUCUGCCUGGCCUUGAUGACACGGAGGAGGAAGAGGAGGACGGUGACCACUGCCAGCAUUACCUGUUCUACCACUCUCACCUGGGCCCCUCCAACCACACUUCUCAGGAGAGCCUGAACUCAGCCAACCCCGCACCUCAGAUCACUAACCUGAACAGACACAUAUCAACCAUUGAGACCUCGUUGAACCACACAGAACAGAAUGUCGCCUCAACAUAUGAUCAGGCCUCUUCAACUCCAAACAGCGACUCUCCUCUUCCUCAGAGUGAAGGCGUGGACCUGGAGGAGCAGCAGCUCAGACAGAAGCUGCGUGAAAUGACCAACAACAUAAGUGACCACAGCCUAAGCUCAGAUGAGGACGAGCCCAAAAGGCCUCAUUCCUCACAUGAGAUCACAGCAUGGAGGAGCCUCGAUGGGGAUGUCCGACCUUCCAGAAUCCCAACCAGACCUACAUCCAGAACAAGCAUCGUGGACUUCAGAGUGGGGGAGCAGCCUCAACAGAAUGACUCUCAGAAGAUUAACCAUAUGACGGAGAACGUGGAGAGGAAGUUGCACCACCGAGAGGAGUCAAACUUCAGAGGCUCGACAGCUUUACUUGUCAAACUAGAGGACCAGGUAGCUCAAGCAGCUGCUAACGUCCAGAACGCCCUGAGCGAGGUGUCUUACAUAGAGAACAGGAUUGCUGCUCUGAAUGCUUCUGGUGUGCCUGUGGACAGAAGGAGAAAGUCUGCGAUCCCGAUCCAACCACAGAGACUUUCCCACAUCAACACAAACCAGGUGGACAGAUUUGUGAGGAACUCCCACUACAGGGGCUCCCUGACACAGAGGAACCCUGUGAACAAGCCCAAGACCAGGGCGGCCUGUGCGAAACCACUUAUGACGCAAGGCUCAUGAGGAGGAGACUGAGUCUUAUGUGACCAAACACUUUUUGUCAUCAGUUUUUUGUGAGUUUGACGUUCCACUGAAUAAAUUGAGGUGUGUGUCACUUACUUAUUUCAGAGAUUGUCUCCUGGAGUGGGAUUGUGUCAAACUCUAUUAAAUACUAUGCCCUUUUGAUAUUAACAAACAUAACAUGGUAUGCUGUUGUAUUUAUAGCAUAUGAUUAAAGUGUAUGUUCAGGUUUUUUGAAGUGUGGUUAUACGUGAUACUGACUUAUUGUUAACAGUGGCUGCACUGUUAUGCACGCUCUCAAUGAAAGCAUGGCUCCAAUAGCAGGGCCUUAAUGAAAACCUGAUUUUAGCCCCUUAACAAAGGGCUCAACAAUAAAAUCUCCACCUGCUUAAAUCUACAAUAUGUAAAGGUUAUGUUAGUCACUUCAUCUCAUCAUUACACAACUGCACAACUUAAGUUUGUGCUGCUUUGCAUAUCGCUCCCUCUCAGCACCAUAGUCAAGAGAGAAAAUUAGCGAUUUCACAUCACAUGACACCAGGAGUUGUUGAUCUUCUGCUGUCUGGAUCGUUAUUUUGUGACUUGAGUGUUUCAAAUCUUUUAUUCAGAUUAACCAAUGUGACACAAACUUGCCAAAUGAGGAUGAAAUAAAUGUAAGAGGGCAUACAUUUAAAGUAGCUAAAAUCUCUUCUUUUUUUCACUUCUCCACUGGCAGCCAUGCUAUCAUUGAACACAGUGCCUAACCUGAACUAUCCCUUUACAUGAUAUGCAUUAACAUUGCUAGGUUCAUUCAUCUUAUAUAUAUACCUUUGAUUUAAACUCAUGUAAAUUGUUGUGCUGCAAAGGUAUUCACAUUACAUUUCUCACUAUAAUCUGACAUCGGCUUCCAUGCGGCCCCUCUCAGCUUUUUCUUUUCUGUCUCUUGACAUUGUGAGUCUCAAAUCAAGGCAAUCAGGAAUUAAUUAUGUUAAAUAAGAAUACAGUGAUAUGUUUUGUUUUGUGGCAUGAUAUCAUUUUGAUUUAUAACAAGACAUUCAAAGAAACCUCUUUUUUUUUUUACAUCAGAAUUAUUACUGAUUAUUGUGGCGUAUACUGAACUUGCAUUGUUGUCACUUAAGUAAAAUUGUUUUUCUCUUGUAUUACCAUAACACAAUGUACAAAAGUAACUUCUGAUCAUUUUUCUUAGUAUUGUCUCAAUGAAUCAACAGUAGUUGUCUCUCAGAUGCAUAUGAGGAAAUGUCUAAUUUUCUAUUUUUCCUACAUUUGUUUACUCAAUCAUUUGUAGUAGGUGUGUGUGUAGGUGACAAAUUGAAGGAAAGUGGUGAAUGAGAUGAGGAUGACGUCGCUAUCAUGUACUUGAGGCUUUUCCUAGAAUUAGCCGCCCUUGUGUCGAUUUAAAAUCAUUGUGUUAAACUUCACAGAAAGUGACACUUCUGGAGCUCAGAGAGAAACGACUCACUCUGAAGCCAACACUGAGCUGCUUAAUCUAAACCACUGUUAAGUCCAGACCUGUCUUUCAUUAAAUUUCUAAAUAUAAAUAUGCAAUCAAUUGUUUUGUCUUUUAGUAAAUUACGUACAAAUUUUUUUUAGCCUUUGACGUUACAGCUGCAACUUCAAAGAGCCAGCAGUUCUCCAGGCAGUGCAACUGUUCUGCCUUUGUUCCUUCGUGUUGUAGCACAUGUGCAUUAUCACACCAUGUCCUUAAUAAAUCACUUGCCUGUU
Solea senegalensis (Senegalese sole) is the source of this 3560-nucleotide messenger RNA. It is a transcript of the gene mlphb, whose product is annotated as melanophilin b. The transcript is spliced from 15 exons. The record is from RefSeq and is a predicted model, not a curated record. Gene Ontology annotation, cellular component: cortical actin cytoskeleton. NCBI's taxonomy places the organism in Eukaryota, Metazoa, Chordata, Actinopteri, Pleuronectiformes, Soleidae. Gene Ontology annotation, molecular function: actin binding; myosin binding; small GTPase binding. Gene Ontology annotation, biological process: intracellular protein transport. The coding region runs from base 99 to 1844 and encodes 581 amino acids.